CUUGUUUUUUUUUUCCGUUGAUUUUUUUAUUUUUGUAUCUCUGCUUCAUUUGUAUAAAUUUGGGAUUCUUGGCGAAAUUAGAAUCCCACAAGCUUUCUUUUCAGAAUCUUCAAACCGCUGAUGUGAGAACUGAGGAUUCUUUCUCUUCUGUAGAUUCGUGGAAGCUGGAAAUUGGUUUUCAGAGGAAUUAUAAAUCUCAGGGGCUUUUCUCCUGUUAAUCCAUUUGAUCUUCAACGAUUUUGUCCACUCUAUUCAGAAGAAAAGAUUUUGAGGGAUCCGUGGAAUUUAUUUCUUGAAUGAGAGGAAUUCUGCCAUUCUAGUCUUUUAUAUAAAAGUCGGGCUUCGUGUGUCUGUGUUUCUGUCGGAAUGGAGAUGAGAUUGUUGAGAUGAGAGAAAGAGGAGGUUUGAUCUUUGAUGCUUCGAGUUCGAGUAAAUUGAUGAAGAAGCAAAGAAGAUGACCAUGGAUCGAAAUCAGAGAUCCGAGAACGCGGAAGCGGCAGGGAGAGGGGGAGCGGCGGUGGCGAUUGAAUGCUUGAAAGGGAGCUCGAAUGCCGACGAAUGGAACGGGAACUUGCUCCAGACGGGCGAUAUCGUGGAGGAGCUCAAGAUCGGGAGCUAUAUGUGUGUCAGAUCUCCGUUCAAGAACGGCAAGAGCGGUGUGCAGAGGCUACUGCACGAUUCCUUCAAGAAGAAGGUGACGUCGAUUCAAGUUCGAGUCCGUCGAGGGACGGACGAGUUCAUCGAGUUGCAGGCUUGCAUCGUUCCGAACGAAUCGGCCGGGAGGAAACAGUACAUGCUUCGGUCGAUCGGGGAUCCUAACUACGCCGUCGGGUUUGCCGACCGGACGGAAAUCGAGUGCCUGGAGUUGCAAGGAUCAAGAAGCUCCAGGGUGAUGUAUGCACUAAACAGAGCUCAGCUUCAAGAUGGAUACGUAUCAUAUCCGUGGGAGAAGAGGAUGCAGGAAGUACUCCCUGUGCACAAUUCAAGCUGCUUUUUGUCUCUGCUCCUUCUUCCCAAGGCCUCUGACAGGGUUUCUUCUCGGUACAAUGACCUGGAGGACACACUUUCCAGGGCCAACGCUUGGCUUAAUGCGUCACAGGCCACUGGAGUACCCAUUGUGUUCAUGAAUAUACAGACAGAGUCUCUUCUUACCAAGAUAUCGGGGGAAACAGCUUCAUCCACUGUCAAUGCUGGAUCUUUAUCUGACCUAUCGAACCUUGCAAAUGUGAGCCUCUAUGGUUUUGAAGAUUACCAUGGGGUUGACAUUGGUGUGGUGAGAGCAGUUCGUCUCUGGUAUGCUCCCAUUGGUGGAGAGUUUGCGUUGGAGAUCCAAUUAAGGGAAGGAGACACAAAGCUCGGAUUUGCCAUAAGUCGAACAGAAGAGGGCUUCAUUUACAUUUCGUCUGUAAUGGAUGGUGAAGAGGACGUUGCCUCAACUCGAUCAGGACUUAGAGAUCUGUACAAAGAGGCUACUAGAGCUUGUAAGCUUCUGGUGGUCUCAAGAGUAUCCAACCAGAAGGUUCUUCCUUGGAUGGUGUCAUCGACAGGAGCUAUCCGGUGCUACGACACUGUCUCACUCAGCCAGAAGCUAUCAUUGCACCGCCAUGCUUUGAGGCCGAUUCUCAUUCAUGUGUUGAUGUGGGAUCGGGCAUUGGCUUCUCAGAGUGGAGGUAUUGCCAGGUUUAGGGCCAAUCCGGUGCCAGUCAUGCCCCUACCAGCUGAAAUUCAGUUACCACGUCCUAGCAACGAUAGCCAAAUACUACCUUUACCACCUGAAGUUCCACUGCCACAGUCACCACGUAUUGGUGAAGGACCAGAGCCCAGGUUUGAGAGAGACACAGCUGGUGAAUUAUCUUUCAGGUUCCAUGAUUUUUCGCUUUCAAGCAGUUGGGUAUGACCUUGUUCUCCUUACCUGUUUGUUGUUGUAAAUAUAUGAUAUUAUGACUUGAGUUGAUCUCCUUCUUCCUGUGUGCCACUGAUCAAUUGGUUGAUUGAUAUCUAAUGAAAUAAAAGGUACAAUUUGGUUCACCAUUGUCAACGGAUGGCUGUCAAACGUCAUGUUGACGUUUGUAUAUCAAUCUCCCAAUUUCAGAGAUUGCGGCUUGUGGUGCAGGGAUUAGAAUAUUGACGGUCGUUGCUUGAUUCGAGAAUGUUCUUUUUUAUGUUUCCAGAAUACAGGACUAGAAUUUUUACAGGUUUUAGGUGGGUUUGACAUCUCAAAAUGCCGAUGGGUCCCAACUCUUUUCUCUCCGCAUGCAAAAAUGUGUUCAGUUUCAGUUUUGUAUACUUUGAAAAAAUAAGUGCAAUAUAAAAUUCUUUUGGGGCUGCUUUUGAUUAA
Molecule: messenger RNA, 2338 nt
Organism: Nelumbo nucifera (sacred lotus)
Lineage: Eukaryota; Viridiplantae; Streptophyta; Magnoliopsida; Proteales; Nelumbonaceae
Source: RefSeq, a predicted model, not a curated record